Molecule: messenger RNA, 1641 nt
Organism: Penicillium soppii
Lineage: Eukaryota; Fungi; Ascomycota; Eurotiomycetes; Eurotiales; Aspergillaceae
Exons: 4
Coding region: 1-1641 (546 amino acids)
Biological process (GO): carbohydrate transport; transmembrane transport
Cellular component (GO): membrane
Molecular function (GO): carbohydrate:proton symporter activity
Source: RefSeq, a predicted model, not a curated record
AUGGCGGGUGGUGCUGCCAUUAACGUAUUCAAGUUCAACACGGGUGGUUUGCCCAAGGAGACACUCAACUUCAAGCUAUGGUUCGCUGUCUUUGCAUUCGGUCUCAUGGGAGCCGCCCGUGGUGUAGAUGAGGGUCUUAUCACAGGUGUAUUCAAUUCCCACGCUUUCAAGCAAUCUCUCGGUAUUGACGACCUUGGGAAGACUGAGCUCGCUAGUGUCAAGGGUACUAUCUCCUCCAUGGUUCAACUCGGCAGUGUUGCCGGUGCUCUGUUUGCUUUCGUCGUCUGUGAUCGUAUCGGUCGUGUUUGGGCUACUCGUCAACUCUGCUGUCUAUGGAUUCUUGGUAUCGCCAUCUUUAUUGGAAACAACGGUAGUAUGGGUGCCGUUUACGCGGGUCGCUUCAUUGCUGGUCUUGGUAUUGGACAGACUUGUGUUGUCGGUCCCAUCUACCUUUCUGAAAUUUCUCCCGCUCCAAUUCGUGGCCUAUGCACUUGUAUGUUUACUGGUGCUGUCUACCUCGGUAUCAUGAUUGCCUACUUCGCCAACUGGGGUACUCAAAUACACAUGGCGGAUUCCUUCAACCGCUGGGCUGUUCCCACCUCGCUGCACCUCAUGUUUGCCGGCAUUAUCUUUAUUCUCACCUUCUUCCAGCUGGAGUCCCCCCGGUUUUACAUCAAGCAAGGCAAACGCGAGAAGGCCCUCCAAGUUCUAUGUAAGCUCCGUGGCCUACCCGCCACCCACCCGUACGUCCUCGAAGAAAUCACCGAAAUGGACUUCGCCUUCCAGGAAGAGAUGGAGGCCACGCGCGGCAUGGGCUGGAAGGGCCUCUUCAAAGAAAUUCUUGGCAUCAAACGCAAUGCUUAUCGUCUAUUCCUCACCAAUCUCGCUCAAAAUAUGGCCUGCUGGUCUGGUGGCUCCGCUAUUACCGUGUACGCCCCGGAUCUGUUUACACUCGUCGGCAUCACUGGCCAAGAGCAGUCUCUAUUCUCGACCGUCGUCUUCGGUGUCGUCAAGUUCGUGGCUGCCAUCAUCUGCGCUCUCUUCUUGGUCGAUAUGGCUGGUCGUAAACGCUCUCUCGUGAUUGGAAUUGUUCUCCAAAGUAUUGCGAUGUUCUACAUUGCCGUCUUCCUCAACCUGGUACCCAUUGCCGAGAAUCCCGGCUUUAAGCCAGAUGCAGGGCAAGGCCGUGCAUCCACCGCCGCUAUUGCCUUUAUCUAUAUUUCCGGUGUCGGCUGGGCCUUGGGCUGGAACAGCGGACAAUAUCUGUUGUCCUCGGAGCUGUUCCCUCUCCGAAUUCGUGGUAUCUGUUCAUCCAUCACCAUGGCCAUGCACUUUAUUUGCCAGUAUGCCGUCAACCGCGCCCUGCCUGAGAUGCUGCUUGAGGGUGGCCUUGGCCCUCAUGGAACCUUUUACUUCUUUGGUGUCGUUUCCGUUCUCGGUGGUAUCUGGGUUUGGCUCUUUGUGCCCGAGGCCGCCGGUCGCAGUCUCGAGACUAUCGAUAAGAUGUUCGACCUUCCCUGGUACAAGAUUGGUCUUUACGGAAGAAAGUUCGCUGAGGAGUAUGAUCGUGAGCAGGAGCGGAUAUAUAGCGAUGAGAAGAAGGAUGGAGGCGUUGUUGUCUCUCACACUGAGACUGCCUAG